Molecule: messenger RNA, 3470 nt
Organism: Dalotia coriaria
Lineage: Eukaryota; Metazoa; Arthropoda; Insecta; Coleoptera; Staphylinidae
Product: neprilysin-2-like
Exons: 8
Coding region: 175-2283 (702 amino acids)
Biological process (GO): protein processing
Cellular component (GO): plasma membrane
Molecular function (GO): metalloendopeptidase activity
Source: RefSeq, a predicted model, not a curated record
GUGCCGCAGAACACGGAAAAAAGAGGAGAGAAAAAAAGCAAAGAGGAGAAAUCGUCGAAUAGAAGAAGGGAAUAAAGGCGAGGUGAAGAUUUAUCGCAAGCGUCGAGGGAAACGCAGGGUAUAAACUGCGGAACGCUGGAGGCGGUCAGGCGACUGAGUCGGGAGCGGCGCGAGAUGGAGAAACGUUGCAUGUUUUUCACAGCGCUUGCGACCGCAACCAUUUUUGCUGUGGCGAUUUUAUUCUUCAUUAUCUAUACAACUUCUGAAGACGUUUGCACUUCCCGCCGUUGUGUCCAAUCCGCAAAUGAAUUAAUGACAACCCUAGAUCAGUCCGUAGAUCCCUGCGUGGAUUUUUACGACUUUGCGUGCGGCGGCAUACGCCGGCUGCUCGCACAAGGUGAAAAACGACGCGCGUACAACGAAAACGAGGACAAUUCCGACGACGCGAAAGCGAACGCCGUCAGGGACAUGAUCGAAGAGCCGCCGAAUCCGUACGAUACAAAAACGCUGUCGAAGAUUAAAACUUUUUACCGCUCGUGCAUGCACGAACCGACCGGCAACGAGACCUUCACCGUCUUGGGUGGCGUGACGGCGGACGGGAUUAGGGCUGCGCUCCGGGAUAUCGGCGGCUGGCCAAUGUUGGAACGCGGCAAUUGGCGUGAGGACCGCUUCGAUUGGAUCACCACCGUGCACCAUCUCGCACGCAACGGCAUCCUUGAGGAUAUCUUCAUUCAAACCAGCGUUCAGACCAAUCAAUAUGAUAUUACAAAAUAUAUUCUUUCGAUACGCAUAUCAAAUGACUAUUUGGACGAUGCCAGAAUCAAUACCGAAAGCGAUAAGAAGUUACUCCUCGAAUAUUCGCUGGAAAUAGCACUGUUUUUCGGCGUGGAUCGCAUGCGAGCCGAACGCGACUUGCGCGAUAUUAUGGAGUUUCUUGAACAAUUAAUUCGUCAGGCGACAAGAAGUAACGAAGCUAUAAAUGUUUUUAAUCCGCGUUCGAUAACUCAGCUGCAACACGACGUCCCAAAUUUGUCCUGGCGUGCUUACAUCAACGAAUUGCUCGGUCCCGGGCUGGAAUUAAGCGCCGACGAGUUUGUCAAUGUGCCGAACGUCGACGAGCUCAAACGUCUCAUCGAUUUGCUCCACCGAACGCCGAAAAAAAUCCUGGCGAAUUACCUCUGCUGGCGUAUUGUACAAACCUACGCACCUUAUUUCAUCGAAAAGGGAGGCUUACAUGAGCGACUCGCAAAGUUUCCAAAGUUUCAUUCACGCUGGAAUCGUCGUGAGAUUUGCUCAAGAUUAAUUCGCAAAACAAUGGAAGACGCAGUGGAAACAUGCUACGUGCAUAGAUACGUAACCGAUGACGUGAAACGCGCCGCUAAAGAAGUCGUAGACGCAAUCCGGAAGCAGCUUAUUAACACCGCCGACCAACUGGAUUGGUUGGACGAAGACGCGCGGCGUGUGGCGCUCGAAAAGCUCGCGAGUGUUCGAGACUACGUCGCCCACGCGCCACCGGACGCGCCGCCGACAUGGCCGGAAGUUUACGAGCGCCUCGACUUUGCCGAAGACCGCUUCGUGGCCAACCUGAGGGCUCUACAGGCGGCCAACGCCGACAUUAAGUAUCGCAAGCUACGCCAGCCGGUUGUUCAGCACGAAUAUCGAGAGAUAGAAUAUUCGGUCAUAAAUAAUUACUUGGUGCUGCCAUCUGAUUAUCUCCAACCAUUUUACAUCGAUGCAUCACGACCCAUGUACAUGAACUUUGGUCUUCUGGGAACGCUGAUAGCCCAUCAACUAUCGGAAGUUUUCCUCGAAGGACGACGUUAUGAUUCUCAUGGUGAACUCCGCGAAUGGUCAACUUCACAAAGUCUCUUCAAUUAUGACAAUAAAACACGUUGUUUAACUAAACAAUAUGAACAAUUUCAUGUGCCUGGAUUCGGCCCUAAUAUAAAUGCAUCGGAAACUCAACUAGAUGACGUCGCAGUGCUCUUCAGUAAAUUAAUCGCAUACAAAUCGUACAUAUCCUGGUUGGAUUCGCACGAGUCAGAAGGACGCCUGCCAGGACUCCAGUACUCCACUAGACAGCUGUACUGGAUCGCAAGCGCGAUGGACGAAUGCCACCGCCAGCAGACACCGCUACCGCCGCCACCGCCGCCACAAUCGGCACGAUCCAUUUCGAAAUUGCGCGUCGUGGGCCCGCUGCGAAACGCGGAGGACUUUGCGGAAGACUUCCGCUGCCCGAUCGAUACCUACAUGCAUCCAGCGGAGAAAUGCGCGCUGUGGUAGUCCAAGAACCCACCCCCGGCGGCGGCGGACAAGUGCCGGCUCAUUAUGUUAAAGGGCGUCAUUAAUUAACCACGUCUUUAAUGAACCGCAACGAAAACAAGAAGAAGAAAAAAUUAAUCAAAGUAAAAACUUAUUUUUUCUCAGUUUUCUCUGUUUUUUGCUAUGUAUAAGAUUAAAAAAAACAUUUCACAGUUGGUAAAAUUUAUUUAAAUCCAACUGACCGCCCCCAUGAUAACGGGCACGGUUGUUUAAACACGUUUUAAUUAAAUGAAUGCAGAAACGCUUUUAGCGCAGUUUAAGUCGCGAAUGUUUUUCAUCAGCAUCAGCUGUGGCGGCGGCAGAGGCGGAGGCGGCGUGUGCAUGUCGCGGAAUGCGGUGCGGAGCAAGUGACCGGAAAGUUUCGCCAAUUAAAACUCGACGGGAGCGCACGCCAGCCGCCGCCACCACCAGCAUAGCAUACGAAUACUACUGCCGCCUCCACCGCCUCCGAAUUAAGUGCAUGCCAUGCAAGUGCUCGCUUUACGUCUAUAUCUUUUCUCUAUUUUCUCUAUUCUCGGUUUACUUUCGUAAAUGAUCAGAGAUCAAAUGCCGCACAGAGAGAAAAGAGAAAUUAAAACGCUGACAACAUAACCUCUUUUUAUUACUAGUAUCUGGUGUUUGUCACACACAACUGCGCUAAGCGAAAGUGAGGUUAUGGCGCUGUUAAGCUUUAAGCGAGGGGGAAUCCGCGAUGCUUGUGACCCUCUUGAGAUGCGACAACUCACAACUCUCGGCAUAACCUCCGCAACCCCAAGUUGUAUUUAAUUAUCUCGAUUGACGAUAAAACACACAUAAUCAUGCGACACAUCAUCCCCUACCGUUUAUUCACAGCUGUUCGCUUGGGGUGCUGCUGGAAAUCAAACAAAAAUGUAGGAAUCACUGACGGGGAAGAUUGUGGAGGGUGCUAAACGUACUAAAAAUAUCCGUAGGGGUGCAAAGUGCAAGCGUGUCUUAUCAAGAGUGUAUCAGGUAUGGGUGGUGGUUAAUUUUUGCUUCAUUUGUCACGAGCACGUGCACGUGUGGUUAGGGGAGAGUUUACACUAGUUUUAAUUAAGAAAAGAAAAAAUGUUUUAGAAAAAUUGGAAUAUCUUUUUAAGUAGAAGUCGUAGAGGGUUAGUUAAUAUGUCAUUUUAAAGAGAAUUUAUUGU